UGGAGCGAGAGCGGCCGCGCGAGGACGGGACCCCGCAGGGGCAAGGGGGUCAUGGGUGGGGUCAGAGUUCGAGUGGAUCAAGGUUAGCUCUUCCAGAGCAAGCCGUGCUGCACAGCCAGGGAGAGCUGCCAGGGAGCAAUGGAGAGAUGCCGCCCUGCCACAGAGAGCUAUCGUCCUGCGUGGCAGAGAUGCCUGGAGAAAUGCCACCCAGCAAGGUUGAGAUGGAGCCCUGUCUGGUUGAGCUGCCACCCAGCCAUGGAGAGCCGGGAAGCAGCCUGGGAGAGCUGCUGCCCUGCAUGGUCGAGAUGUCGCCCAGCAAGGCUGAGAUGCCUGAGAAGCAACCAGGGCUUGUAUCCCGCGGGAAGUGCCUAGUCCAUAACUGGCAGGAGGAGAGGACCACGAACGAGCUGGAUCGAGUGCCGAGUCCAGAGCUGUGCAGUGAAGGCUUCUUCUACCGGCACGGGCACCGUGGGCUGCUCACCCUUCAGCUCCUCUCGCAGCUGGCCGACAGCACCACCAUGAAGGAUUCCUAUCGCAGGCCCCAGCGGACCGGGCUGCCUGUGAGAGGGCAGCGGGAGGCCAUGCUGGAGUUAAUGCUGUACCAGAAAUACAGCGAGAGCCCAGCCCAGCGCGACCCUUCCCGAGGCUGCCCGGCCCAGUCGGGUGCCCAGCCUGGAGGGGGUGUGAGACACUUGGCUGGCCCAGGCCCCGCCAG
Gopherus evgoodei (Goodes thornscrub tortoise) is the source of this 715-nucleotide messenger RNA. Its product is annotated as sperm-associated antigen 8-like. The annotation marks the transcript as partial. Gene Ontology annotation, cellular component: cytoplasm; nucleus. Gene Ontology annotation, biological process: positive regulation of transcription by RNA polymerase II. The record is from RefSeq and is a predicted model, not a curated record. Gene Ontology annotation, molecular function: microtubule binding. NCBI's taxonomy places the organism in Eukaryota, Metazoa, Chordata, Testudines, Testudinidae. The transcript has 5 exons.